GGCCCGUUAUUUUUUGCACAGCAGGAUAUGAUGUUAAAUGCAGCCAAAAUGGUGCGGAAAUGUGAAAAAAUCCAGAACCUCAAGUCGAAAUGCCAAAUUUUCUAUCAAGACGACCCGUUCAUGGUAUCGAAAGCGUCGAUGCAGUACCUGUACGAUGAGAAAGGCAUGCAAUACUUAGACUGUAUCAGUAACGUGCAGCAUGUAGGCCAUUGUCAUCCUCAAGUGGUGGGGGCGAUCAGUAGACAACUGGCCACUUCUACUUGCAAUGUUCGUUUCGUCAGUCAAAAGCUGACCGAUUGUGCCGAAGAGUUGCUGAAAACACUGCCAGGCCUUGAUACAGUGCUCUUCUGCAAUUCUGGUUCGGAGGCCAAUGAUCUCGCAUUGAGGUUGGCUCGCGACUACACGCAACACACCGACGUCAUUGUCCUUAAUCAUGCGUAUCACGGACACGUGACCACCACCAUGCAGAUGUCUCCAUACAAAUUCGAUCACGGUUCCACCAUUCUCCAACCGGAAUGGGUACACGUGGCGCCAACCCCAGAUAUCUAUCGUGGAGAAUAUCGACUUUCUGAUGCUGAACUUAAUGAUCCUCAAAGACUACAGAAAGCCGGCAUCUAUUACUCGGAUGCAGUGAAAAAUAUAAUUGAAAAGGUAGUGGCCGCAUACUUUGCCGAAGCUUUGCAGUCCUGUGGAGGACAAGUCCUACCACCACCCGGCUACUUCGCAGAGGUUGCCAGACACGUCCGUUCGCAUGGUGGUCUCGUGGUAAUUGAUGAAGUUCAGACAGGAUUCGGUCGAGUCGGCAAAAAGUUUUGGGCCUAUCAGCUCUGCGAUGAUGGUUUCUGUCCGGACAUUGUAACGAUGGGCAAGCCUAUGGGCAACGGGUUCCCUGUGUCGGCAGUGGUGACCACACGGAAAAUCGCAAACGCCCUCGGCGGAAGCGUCGGGUACUUCAAUACGUAUGGUGGAAAUCCAGUGGCAUGUGCUGCAGUUCUUGGUGUGAUGCGAGUGAUUCGAGAAGAGAAACUCUUAGACCAUAGUCAAGCCAUGGGAGAGGAAUUCGAAAGGCAACUGAGUCAGCUCAAGAAGAAAUAUCAGUGCAUUGGAGACGUAAGAGGAGUCGGACUCUUCUGGGGAAUCGAUUUGGUGAAAGAUCGCAGUACUCGUGAGCCGGACCAAAAGCUGGCGCUUUCGCUCAUACUUAAGUUGAGGAGGGAACGAGGAAUUCUCCUUAACGCUGAUGGUCCACAUACGAAUAUUCUCAAGAUCAAACCUCCGCUCUGCUUUAAUAAGCAGAAUUUAAUGGAUUCAUGUAAAUUAGAUGUCUUAAAAUUAAUGUUUUUAAUUUAA
Molecule: messenger RNA, 1350 nt
Organism: Angiostrongylus costaricensis
Lineage: Eukaryota; Metazoa; Nematoda; Chromadorea; Rhabditida; Metastrongylidae
Source: the annotation of a GenBank genome assembly